AUGGGAGUAAAUACUUAAGAAUGGAUCGAAGAAUAUGUAUAAAAUAAUAAAAAGCAUGGCAAAUGGACAGCAACUUGGUAAGGUGAAAUGAUUCCUGGAUUUGGUGGUUUGUACAACGAUGAUGAAAAGAAACAAGUCCAAAUCAUGCUGAAUCAAAUCCUCUAGUAAAUAAUUGGCUUAGGCAUAGGUCAAUAUCACUGA
Molecule: messenger RNA, 201 nt
Organism: Paramecium sonneborni
Lineage: Eukaryota; Ciliophora; Oligohymenophorea; Peniculida; Parameciidae
Source: the annotation of a GenBank genome assembly